Molecule: messenger RNA, 609 nt
Organism: Solanum stenotomum
Lineage: Eukaryota; Viridiplantae; Streptophyta; Magnoliopsida; Solanales; Solanaceae
Product: F-box/kelch-repeat protein At3g23880-like
Exons: 3
Coding region: 1-609 (202 amino acids)
Molecular function (GO): protein binding
Source: RefSeq, a predicted model, not a curated record
AUGGCUACGCGUAGGGCUUUUUCUGAAGAAUCCUCAAGAGAAAUUCUAUUGAGUUUGCCUGUGAAAUCAUUGCUAAGAUUCAAAUGUGUAUGCAAAAAUUGGGGCAAUCUUAUCAAUAACCCUAGCUUUACUAUAGACCACUUGAAUUUAAGUAAGAAGAAGAAGCCUCCGCAACACUUGAUUUAUGAUUAUGGUGCAGCCGAUGAUGCCCCUACUGUUACUUUGGUUUCCGAUAAGGGUAUAGAUGAACAAAAUUUCCAAAGGUUUGGAGAUAAUAUUACCAACUUGUUAGGUUCUAUUGAUGGUGUGUUUUUCAUGGAAAGACAAAUUGAUAAUGCCAUUUUGUGUACAUUAUGGAAUCCAGCUAACAGAGAGGAUGUCAAAAAUAAACUUAGUAUUCUUUCAUUUGACUUUGGGAAUGAGGUGUUUGUAGAGAUGGAAGGGCCACCACGUGGUCACGAGGAUUAUAAUUGGUCGGCAGAACUGAUGUUGCUUGGUGACUCCGUUGGUAUCUUGAAUUUUGUCGACGGGUUUGUUCAUGAUGUAUGGACAGUCGUCGAGGCAGCUGGGAUUCCAUUGUUUUGGCUUGUUGGACUGAGAAUUGCCUGA